Messenger RNA from Myxocyprinus asiaticus (Chinese sucker), 4926 nucleotides. Its product is annotated as cytoplasmic dynein 2 intermediate chain 1-like. The transcript has 22 exons. Lineage: Eukaryota; Metazoa; Chordata; Actinopteri; Cypriniformes; Catostomidae. The record is from RefSeq and is a predicted model, not a curated record. Gene Ontology annotation, molecular function: dynein light chain binding; dynein heavy chain binding. The coding region runs from base 110 to 3295 and encodes 1061 amino acids. Gene Ontology annotation, biological process: intraciliary transport. Gene Ontology annotation, cellular component: cytoplasmic dynein complex.
AAAGUACGCAUGCGCUGUAUGCAUGUAGCGGUAUGGCAAAGAGAGCUGUCAACAUAAACUUGUAAUUGUUGGAUCUAAAACGAGAAGUAACAAGAGGAUCUCUGAAGUAAUGUACCCUCUAAAGAAAAUAACAAAAGAAGAUACUUGGAGAUCUGAUGACUUAAAAGUGCACAUUCAGGGACAUCAUGAGGAGAGCAGAAGAAGAGACAGAUCAAAACGAGAAGGGGAGCACAAGAAACACAGGGAUGGAGAAUCUCUGGAUCGCCGACACAGAGACCCUGAUCGAGAUGCAAAGAGAGAGAGAGAAAAACAGAGAGAGAGCACAAAAGAAGGAAGUAAGCACAGAGACCCAGACAGGGACAGAAACCAGGAUAGCAAGGGGGAGGAGGUAAGAGAGGAUAGAUACAAAGAGAAAAGUAGAGAGCGAGAGAAGGCGGUAGACAACAGCAGUCAUCGAGAUGGCGAUAAAGGGAGUGAGGAAAAACGACGUGAGAUGGAAAACAGCAAACGACGGAGGAAUAGAGAGAAGGACAGGUAUAAUGAUGGGGACAUAGGGAUGUACAAACAGCGGGACAGGGAUAUAGAGGGGGAUAGAAAAAAAGAUGGAGAAAGGGAGCGAAAGAUUGAAAUGGAUAGGAGGAAAGAGGAGAGACGAGAAGAUCUGGAUCAUUCAAGAACAGAAGAGAGGGUCAGAGACAAAGAAAGAGAGAGGAGAGAAAGACACAGAGCAAGAGAAAGUGACUACAGUCAACAUGAAAAUAAGGAAAAACAGAGAGAGGGAGACUCUAAAGCACACUCUGGCCACAAAGAAAGAGAACACAGAAUAGAUAGAGAAAACAGAGAGAAAAGAAGACGGGAUAAAGGAAGCCAUGAGGCAGACACAAGUCACUCUCGUGAAGUUGAACGUGAGCGCCGACACCAGGAGAGGAAAGAGCCGAAGGAUUAUCUGCAUGAUAUCAAAGAUGGGGACAAGGAGAGAAUGAAAGCCAGGGAGAGGAAAGAGCAAGACAGACGGCGUGAAAGAAGGUACAAGGAGGAUUCAGACUCGAAGAGGAAUGACAGAAAACGGACAGAGAAACAUAAAGAAUCCUCAGGCCAUAAACACAGUGAUAGGAUAAACAGAGACAAAGAGGAAUCUACCGCAAUACCUCAGUUAACUUGGAGGUCUAUUCAAGCUCAAAUGAGUGAUCCAGAGAUCCCUGUAGAGAAUGAUGAGGAGGACAAACAGUCGGGCAAGGAUUAUCAUAAUGAUGAUUAUGAGGAGGAUUUUGAGAAUUAUGAGGAAGAUUUUGAGGAUGAAGAUGAAGAGGAGGAUGAUAAGGAUGAAGUGGAGCAUGACAAUAGAGGGAGAGAAGAGAAAAGGGAGCUGAGCCCCAGGAGAAGAGAAGAGAUUGAAGCCAUCCAGAGAGCCAUUGAUGAGGAGAAUGAGAGAAUCUCGUCAGCAAGAUCACAGCGCACAACCACAGAGUCAGCUUUCCCCUAUAGAGAGAACCACUCAGACGGUGGUCGAACACAUGGCAAAAUUAUUGAUUUUGUUUCAGCAAAGCAUCGAGAGAUCAGCCAGAAGGUGGCCAAAAAACAGAAGCAACGUAGUGAGGAACUGCUGCGUCUAAUUGAUUUAGACUUCUCCAUCACCUUCUCUCUCCUGGACCUGCCUCCUGUCAAUGAGUAUGACAUGUACAUCAAGAACUUUGGAACGACCAAUACAAAACAGGCUUAUGUGCAGUGUAAUGAAGACAAUGUUGAUCGAGACAUUCAAACAGAAGAAGUUGAAAUGAUGGACAAAUGGACACAACACCCACCAGAAACUAAAGCAGCCUGUGGAGGGCCCAAGGUUUCUCAAGAAACAACUGAUGAGUCCAUGGCAAGAAUGACCACUGACUCUCAACGUUUAACUGCUUUCCUACGUUCUGCCAAACAGGUGAUGGCUGUGCUGAUAGAGGAGAAUAUGGCAGAGAGUAAUUCUCUAAGAAGACUUCGCUCUCAAACGGAUGCGCUUUCCUUCAGUGAUGGCUGCCUUCAACUCAACACCAAGCUCCCCUUUCUGCAUGGUCGACAGGUGAGUCUGCUGCAGUUCUCUCACAUCCAGAGACAGACUCUUCUCUCUGUUCAUCCUCCUUCCUCCAAAACCAGUGCAGUGCCACUUAACAGUGAAACAGUCAUCUGUGUGUGGAACAUCUGGGAACCAUCCAGACCCCAAAAAAUACUACUUUAUGAAUCUGAGGUUAUGUGCUGUUGCUUCAGUCCUGGUAAAGUUACUUUAGUGUUUGCUGGUACAUCAGUGGGCUCUGUGGUUGUGUGGGAUCUCAGAGAACAUUCUGGUACUCACUGCAACUUGGUGGUCGGCAAGGAGGAUUGGACACUGCGUUACCCAACUUUCUCAACGGAUGCUGUGCUUUCAGGGGUGGGUCAUCUCUCUCCUGUGGUGUCCAUUGAACCUGUACUGUCGACUGGUGAGACAGGUUCAAAUAGCAUACUAACUGCAGACAUAGAAGAGUCUCUGGGACUGUCAUUCCAGUUAGGAUCUCUGGAUGAAAAUGGGGUGUUAACUCUCUGGGUUGUGGUUGAGCUGCCCAAAGGAAAUGAUUCUGGAUCUCAAACAGACUUGGGUCUUAGACCUGGUGGAAAAGUUAAACUGCUCCACAGCUCCUCUCUACAGACCACUGAGAAAUCCCUUCAACACAUUAUAGGAUGUGGACCACCUCUGAGCCUUCAGUUAAAGUUCCUCCCUUCUGACUCUAAUCAUUACUUUGUUGGUACUAACAUGGGUCUGGUUAGGCAUGGUACAAGGCAUAGCUUGAAAGUUCUUCCGAAGUUCUACAGAUCACAGUUUGAUAGCUGUAAACCGGUGGAGGUCACAACACUUGACUUUAGUCCUUCAGGAGAACCCUUUUUCUUGGUUGGCUGCAGUGAUGGCACAGUUCGUUUACACUCAGUCCUGAGAGAAACUCCAUUGAUGGAGUGGUCUGGAUGUUCAAUUUGCACUCCUAUUCUCUCAGUGCAGUGGUCUCAGACGCGGCCAGCUGUGUUUUGUGUUCUGGAUGCUGCGUCUGAUCUUCACAUCUGGGACCUAACAGAGAAGGACUAUAUGCCAGUCAUCACAGAGAAUAUACACAAUGACCGGGUAACAGCUAUGGCUGUGUUUGGUGAGCCAGCCAAACAGAACACAUUCUCUGGGGUUGCGCUUGCAAAGCAGUCCGGCAAGGUGGAGAUUCAGUAUUUCAAGAAGUCUCUUACAGUGUCUAAAGCCUCUGACAAAGAAAAGCUUCAGUCUGUUCUACAGGACACUUUUUGAGAUAUAUUCUCAUUUUCCAAAUCAGAAACUGACUCUGUUUGAGCUCAGAUUCAAAUUAAUAUCCAUUUAAGUAAAGGAGGACAACAAAAAUUAAAUUGAGAAAGUCAUUAACAAUAUGGACAAACUUUCAGAAUUAUAUUUCAUUGUAGUAAUAUAUAUAAUAAUUAUAAUUAAUAAUUAUAAUAAUAUAGCAGUAUAGUAAAAAAGCUACAUGCUUUAAAGGGUUCGUUCACACAAAAUUAAAAUUUGUCAUUGUUUACCAACCCUCAAACUUUGAUUUUCUUUCAACUGUGGACCACAAAAUAAAAUGUUAGGCAUAAUGUUAGGGACUGAUAGCCUCAGUCUCCAUUCACUUUUAUUGUAUACAUAUAUGAAUGUGUGAUGAAUGAAAGUGAAUGGUGACGGAGGCUUUCAGUUUCUAACAUUCUGCCUUACAUUUUAUUUUGUGGUCCAAGGAAGGAAUUUAUAUGAGUUUGUAACUACAUGAUGGUGAGUAAAUGAUGACACAAUUUUAAUUUUUUUGUGAACUAACCUUUUAGCGGUGUCUGUAACAGUAUGAACAGUAGAGGAUGAGAAAUGGUUGUUUACUAUUGCCACAAUGGCAACCCUUUUUCUUCUGUACAAUUAACAAAUGAAGAACUCCUCUGGCUUAAAAUAUAUUACAUCUGAACUUUGUGAAGGAACAUGAUUUCAAGGCAGUAACAGCAUUUUGCAAGAUUUGACCAAACACUAAAGGGAGCACAUAAAUAUGAGCUCUCUGUUCCUCAGGGAUACAAAGACAUGUAAUCUUAGUUUUAUAAUAGUAGCAUUUAUACAGGAUUGUAUUUCUUAUAGUCCCUAGCAUUUCUCCACUUGAAUCGUACUAUCAUAAUUAUUGAAGCUACUUUGUAUUAAAAGAUGAUUUUCAAUUUGACUUUUUUUUUUUCUUGUUGUCUUUUUAUUCACUUCUUAAAUUAAUGUCUUAAAGAGCUGUUCUUCAUUAUAUUAGCAACGGUACACUCAGAAGUGUCCCCAACACUAUGUAUCCUUGUGAUCUUUUGGAAAGCAUGAGCAAUAGAUGAUUUAAUAUUUUUGUAGGACCUGUGAAAUAAAAUGUUAUGUUUUUUAUUUGUUUGUAGUUAGCUUUAGAUUUGGUAAUUGUAAUCUGUAAAUCUCAUUAAGUUAACAACUAGGUUUGAAGAUUGAAUCCAACGGGAUAUUUUCUGCAGACUUAUUUUCAGGAUAUCUUGUGUUUUUCAUAAGAAUAUAAAAGAAGUGGUAAAAUGGUUUAAAAAAAAAAAUUGGCUAUAAUACUUGUUUCAGUACGCUACACAAUUUAAAUUCUGGGAACCAAAAAUCCUUAGUUGAGUAUUAAUUUAAUAUUACAGUAUAAUAGAAUAAUAGAAAUGCUAUUCCUACAGCCAAUGACUUGAAUAAACCUCUUCUAUAUGAUGAAAAUUUCAUACAAUUUCUAAAUAAAAUGCUUGUGGGGCAUAAAGUGAAAAAUGUCAAAGUGGUAUAACUUUAUAAUAACAAAUAAAAUAGAAAAUCUCAUUACAAAGCCUGAUAUUCUUUGAUAAGUAGUUAUAGUAGGCAUGCUCUUUGAUUAUCUAAAAAUCUUUAAAGUAGUGCAUCCUUGUAUACACUGUAUA